Rosa chinensis is the source of this 2051-nucleotide messenger RNA. RefSeq lists its product as uncharacterized. Gene Ontology annotation, molecular function: S-adenosylmethionine-dependent methyltransferase activity. Lineage: Eukaryota; Viridiplantae; Streptophyta; Magnoliopsida; Rosales; Rosaceae. The record is from RefSeq and is a predicted model, not a curated record. The transcript has a single exon. Bases 305 to 1846 code for a protein of 513 amino acids.
UCCGUUUCCAUCAACAACUCCACCUCCCCCCUCCUCCUCCUCCUUCCCCAAUUGUCCAAACCAGAAAAUGUAACUGCACCCAAAAACCCAUCAGCUAUGUCUUCUCGUUACAACCUCCCUCCUUUUCUUUUCGUAUUUAAGAUCUGCAACUCUCACCUCUCCGGCCAAGCCUUGAUCGGCGCCAACCACACCUCCGCUCGAUUCUGCUCCCGCUAAACCACUCCCCCCCCCCUCCUCUCCAAUACAACACAAUUUUUCUGAGAAUUUUUUCGACUGCGAAAUUUUCCGUGAAUUUAUAGACGAUAUGGAGCCUAAUACAGUUAAGCCGGGGUUCCUGAAGAACACUCUGGUGCGGUGUUUCCUGGUCGGCGUCGUCAUGGUACUGUUCCGGUUCGCUUACGUCAUCACCGUCACCGGCGAGUCGUGUAAAGUCGGCAACUUUUGCUUUCUUAAUCUUCCGGAGAAUCUCAACUUCGUCAUCGCCAGCACCGGAGCUUCCGCGGCCGUGGCAGCGGACGGCGCCGUUUCGAGGAGUGCGGUGGGGCCGGAGAGGAACGACAUGUACACCAGCAAGGACUGGAUCAAGGCCGUCCAUUUUUACUCCGCCAUUUUCCAAGAUCUGAUCUCGCAAGGGUUUCUGUCGCCGAAAUCCAAGUCUCUGUGCGUGGAAACCCCGACGGGGCAGGAAGUCUACGCCUUGAAAGAGAGCGGCGUCAAGGACGCGGUCGGGAUUUUCAAGAAAGCCUCGAGGCCUUUGGUGAUUCGCGGCGAGGCGCACCGGAUGCCGUUCGCCGAUAACUCGUUCGACUUCGUUUUCUCCGGCAACGGCCGCCUCGACAAGUCGCCGAAGGCGGCGGAGUUCGCGGCGGAGAUUGUACGGACGCUCAGGCUCGAAGGGUUUGCGGUGGUCCACAUCGGAGCCAAGGAUACUUAUAGCUUUCAUUCUUUUAUUGAUUUGUUCAAUUGCUGCAAGUUAGUUACUUCACGCGACAUCGACGGCUUUAAUUCGUCGAUGCCGCACAUACGUGAAAUGGUGUUGAGGAAGGAGUGUGGUGCUACUAAUGAGGUUGUGAAUUCCGGUGGAAAUUCCGGUAAUAAGUGCUCGGUUCCGGCGCAUAAGCUUGAGUUGGUGAGGAAAGCGGAGCCAAUUAUUCAAAUUGAGCCAAUGAAGCCGUGGAUUACUUUGAAGAAGAAUAUACAGAAUGUGAAGUACCUUCCGUCGAUGGCGGAUAUUAGCUUUAAGAGGAGGUAUGCUUAUGUUGAUGUUGGAGCUAGGAGCUAUGGUUCGAGUAUUGGUAGCUGGUUCAAGAAGCAGUACCCGAAGCAGAAUAAGACAUUUGAAGUUUUCGCUAUUGAGGCUGAUAAGAUUUUUCAUGAACAGUACAAGCUGAAGAAGGGGAUUACUUUGCUGCCGUAUGCUGCUUGGGUGAGGAAUGAGACAUUGUCGUUUGAGAUUAAUGGAGACCCUGGCGAGAAGGUGAAGGAGAAAGGUAGAGGAAUGGGGAGGAUUCAGCCGGUGAAGUCGGUUAAUGGGGGGUUUGAUGGUGAGGUGGAUAGGAUCCAGGGGUUUGAUUUUGCGGAUUGGGUGAAGAAUACUUUCACAGAGAAGGAUUUCGUCGUGAUGAAGAUGGAUGUGGAAGGGACGGAAUUUGAUUUGAUUCCGAGGCUGUUUGAGACCGGAGCAAUUUGUUUGAUCGAUGAGGUGUUUCUUGAAUGCCAUUACAAUAGGUGGCAGAGGACACGCCCUGGUGAGAGAAGUGCAAAGUAUGAAAAAACUUAUGGCCAGUGCUUGGACUUGUUUACUUCACUAAGGCAAAGUGGGGUUCUUGUUCAUCAGUGGUGGUGACAUUACAGGUUUCUUUGAUUCUAGUCAUACAACAUUUUCUUUUGUAAUUUUGUUUUACAGAGAAAAACUCAAAAAGUAGUUUCAUGGUUGUAAGAAUUGCAGCUGAAAAUGAAAGUUUCAUUACUUCUUUUUAGUCUAGAAGAGAACUUGUUUACCUCAUUACCAGACAGUCUCUAUUUGUUAACUCGACUUGAUUUGUGUUUAA